AUGCAGGAAUUGGAAGCACGUGCUGCUGCCCAAGCCCGUGAUGACGAGAUUGCAAACAGUGAAACACAGCCGGGGAUCUUGGAGACUGACAAUGUUGCAGAAGCACCUCAGAAGCCUGCCCCUGAACCAGUUCUUCCUGGCAAAGCUGAAACUGAAGCUGGCACUUGCCCGGAAAAGGAGGUGGAACCCGGUACCGACAUGGAUACUCGCAGUGCUGGUUUGAACCAGAAGAAGAAGAAAGCCCGGCGACCCCUGAGCAGAAGGGAACUGUUGCAGAACGCAGCCAAGAUGCGCAUCAGGCGCAUGAUAGCCCCGAAGAAAAAAAAGGUCAGACCUUCAGGUACCGGCCAUGGUGAAAGAGCAGUGGGACAAGGGAACAGAGGAGAAGAACGAAAUGGCACAGCUUUUGAUGGACACCAAUUGGUGCAAGGACCUUUUCUUGACACAGUUGGAGCUAGUGAUCAAGAAAAAGCUGAAGGUGAAGAUCACUCGCAACGAAGGGGACGAAUUGCUGGUGUCAAGAAGGUGUGCGAGCAGUCACCUGAUACACAUAUCAGGAGCAACCGCUAUGAUGGGGUGCUGGAGUACUGGGUCAUUGUCAAAGAGGCUGCAGAACACACUGAGAGCCUGACGCAGGAAGAAAUCCAUCGCCAGAAGAAGAAGGUGGAUGAUUCUGCCAUGCCGAAGAUGGACCAGGCAGGCUUCCAGAAGUUGGAGGAUCAGAAGCGUCGAGACGAUGCUUCAGCUGAAGCAAAAGGUCCCGACAGGGUUGCAGCUGAAGUGGAGCAACGAGCUGUCUUGAAGCGCUUCAUUGACAGCCUUCUGAGUAAGAUGAACAAACUCAGAACCCUCAUUCGGGAUUUGAAGACCAACUAUUCUGAUGAUCCAACAGUGCCCAUCAAGAGCUUGGAGGACAACCUGGGAAACAUGGAUGCCCAGUAUGAGAUGCUCAACGAGCAUUGGGCAGUCGGUGAACAUCUUGAUGAAAAGGCAUCGAAAACGUGGUGGGCCCAAGCUGAGAAGAAGAUGAAGGAAACAAGCGUGGUGUCUUCGCGUGCAUUGGCUGCUGAGCUCAAAGCUCGGAGCGGCAAGAAGUUCUUCCAGAAGACCAAGCCUGAAACUAACCUAGAGACUGGGGAGCCGCAUCCUGACGUGUCGUCACCGCAAUCAGCUUUUGACAUGUUUGCCAUAGGUGCUGGUCCAAGCUUGCGACGCUGGUUUCGAGAUGUUUCCGAUGGUGCCCCUUGUUCAUCAACAAUCAGGGCAGCCCGGGCCGUGGUGGAAGAAGUUCCGGUUGCAGCUCAAACUAGUAUCAAUGUCUUGGCACAAUGUUCGACCAAGAACUCUGAACGGGAUUUCCAUCAGAUUGGAAAAGAAUAUGGACUUACAAUUCCUGUCCCUUUGACUGAUGUCCAAAUUUCAAAGGGAGUUCAAAUCCCAGUAGUGCUUUUGAGUUCGUGGUUCAGGUUCUUGUUGAACUUGAAUCUUUGGCGCACGCUCAGUGGGCUGGAUGCCCGGGAUGAUGACCGUUGCAAGUCUCAGUGGGGAACUUUUUGGACAAGGUAUGAGCGGAUCAUGCCAAACCACCAAGUUUUUGAUCUAGCUAGGAAUGGCUCAAUAGUUUUGGAACGUACUGCUGCGAUCAUUAUUCACGGAGACGAAGGGAGGUCAAAGAAAAAAAAUGCUAUAAUGAUCUUGAGUGCACACUCAUGCCUAGGGAAAGGGUGUGCGGUGGAGAAUCGUAGAGCCACGCUGAAAACAGAUUUUGCAAAGCAAGAUGUGAACAUAGUUGGAAAUACAUGGACAACACGGUGGCUUCUAGGAGUAUUACCAAAAGGCUACUACGAUGCAAAGAAAGGUGACACGGAUGCAUAUGACAGGAUGACAGAAGCCCUUGUGGACGACAUGAAUGAGAUCCUUGCUAAUGGGUGCAUGUCAGCGACAGGUGAGAAAUUUUGGCUCGCCGUGAUCUCGGUGAUAGGGGACUGGCCCUUUCACCAAAAGACUUUUCAUUUGACAAGGACAUUUGGGUCGGUUGCAAAACGGCCCUCCAGUCAAACGGCAUCAAAAGGUAUAUGCAUGCACUGUUUGGCUGACCAAAGUGGAUACCCUUGGGAAGACUUUGAGUCGGCGAAUCCCAAUUGGAGAAGUACAGUUGGGGUCAGCCCACCAUUUGGCAGAGAUCCAAUAUUUCUUCAACUACCUCAUGACCCAGAGAUGCCAACAUCGAUCAUGGGGAUGGACUUGUUUCAUGGUUUCCAUUUGGGAGCUGGAAAAGUCUUCGUUUCCUCGUGCCUCGUGCUAGUUUCUGAGGAGAUGGAAGGAAGUUCAGUGCCGAAAAGGUUUGAGCAGUUGCACGACGUUUUCUUUGACUGGUGCCAAAAAAAAAGCAGCGACCCUACAUCAAACGGCUUAGCCAGGAGACAAUCAAGUGGAUGCAAACUACUGAGUUUCCCAGUGGUGCCUGGUCAAAAGGAUCCACAACUACUUGCCUUUUGAAGUUCAUCAUUGACUUUUGCAAGGAGCGAGAGAACAGUCUUAGAGGGAAAAUACUUCAGAAGUGUUAUCUCGCAGCUGUUGAAAUCGAUAGCUUCUUUUCCAAGCUCUUCAAGGAAGGAAUCUGGAUUCAUGGUUCCAAAGCGUUGGAAAUCUCUGCUCAUGGAUUUAAGUUCCUGAAGCUCAAUGGACGCAUUGCCUACCAGGCUUUUCAAAUGGGACGACCGCUUUUUCCAUUCAUGCCCAAUCUUCAUCGACUUCAUGAAGUUUUCUUUUUGAUGGUUGACCAAGUGAAGUUAGCUGGGUUUUGCAUAUCACCGCUCAUCUGGAUGUGCCAAAUGGAGGAAGACUACAUCGGUAAGCCAUCAAGGAUUAGUCGCAGGGUAUCCUGCCGUCGAGCGUGUCAAAGAACAAUUCAAAGGUCGCUGCUAGCCACUUAUGCCCAUUUAAGAGAUGCCCAAAUUAUCAAAUGAAAGCCAGAGUCAGCGGUUUCACUCCUGGGGUUCGGGCGCUAGACGCUCAAUGCGCAUCACUGCAGAUGCUUGAGAGAGAAAA
Cladocopium goreaui is the source of this 3051-nucleotide messenger RNA. NCBI's taxonomy places the organism in Eukaryota, Dinophyceae, Suessiales, Symbiodiniaceae. The record is from the annotation of a GenBank genome assembly.